Electrophorus electricus (electric eel) is the source of this 1115-nucleotide messenger RNA. RefSeq names its product H2A histone family member 1a like (gene h2af1al). Gene Ontology annotation, cellular component: nucleosome. Gene Ontology annotation, molecular function: protein heterodimerization activity; structural constituent of chromatin; DNA binding. The record is from RefSeq and is a predicted model, not a curated record. NCBI's taxonomy places the organism in Eukaryota, Metazoa, Chordata, Actinopteri, Gymnotiformes, Gymnotidae.
AGCGUUUGCGUUGUGCAUGUCUUGCGGACUUCUACAAAAAGCACAGCAAACGUUUCCGCAGAAUGUUUUACACAUCGACAAAUUUGUGCAGAUUAUAUGGAACACAUGGCAUAUAUGUUUAAAGAAGAAAAAUAAAUAAAACAACUUAAUUGUAAAUGUCAUUUACAUUUUUAUUGUUUUUUUAUUUAAAUGUGUAAUUCGGCCUAAAUUCAAAGUCUUAAGUUAAUUUAGCUGAUGCAUUUUAAAAGUCUCCUGCCACUAGCUUUAAUUAACUAUUCUCGUCCAACUGCUGAACUAAAGUGAUUGCUCAGGUGAAUUUCAUUAUAAAUUAACAAUAUAAAACAUUCUCGGCCGUCUAUCAACUUUAUGUGGUUUGCUAAACAGCCCCGGUACAGCUCAACUACUACUGAAAGUACAGAUUUGCAUCAUGUCUGGACGUGGAAAGAAAACCAUCGCAGCUGCCAAGACCAAGUUGCCUGUGUCUCGUUCAGUCAGGGCAGGUCUUCAGUUUCCAGUUGGUCGUAUCGCACGCCUCCUGAGAAAGGGCAACUAUGCCCACAGGAUCGGUAACGGAGCAGCUGUGUACCUUACAGCCGUUCUGGAGUACCUAUGCGCAGAGGUCCUGGAACUGGCGGGAAACGCGAGCAGGGACAACAAAAAGCUUCGCAUCGCUCCCAGACACAUCCAGCUGGCUGUAAGGAACGACGACGAGCUGAACACGCUUCUAGGUGGAGUCACAAUUUCUGAAGGAGGUGUUCUUCCAAACAUCCAGGCCCAACUACUCCCGAAGAAAACCAAGACUCUGCGUGAAGCCAACAGUAGCAAAGACAUCCAAUCUCAAGAGUUUUAAAGUUAUUUUGAAUAUCUGCACUUUUUUUAAAAACACAAAUUAAAGCGUUGAGUAGUGUAUUUUUGGCUUAUGACUGGUCACUAGGGCAGGCUUACCACUGAAGCCUGUCUUAAACUUUGUACUGGAGUUCGCAUGUUUUGAUCCUUGAACUAUGAAUUUCCUCCCCGAGGAAAGCGUUUUGUCUUCAUCGAGGCCCCGGAUCCCUCCGCAGAACUUGUCUUUACUGAAUUAAAGCCCCACGACGAGUCGUACCACUGCGCUCUUU